GGCUAUACAUAUCAACAUAUGACGCUAACUCUGUACAGUUCACGUCAUUUUCACGCGAGAGAGUUUCUUCUGAUGCGUGUUGUGCGUUCUAAAUCUUUUUGCGCAGCCAAGAAAUCGUUACAUCUGUCAUAAGUAAGGUGUAAGAAUACGCUUUUUUUUGCAAUAUACGUGCAGUUCUAGAUGCAAGCGUACUUCUCAUAACAACGCUGGAAACUAUUUGGCGAACAAAAUGUCGCAAUUGGAUCAUGUUUUACAAAAACAGCAGCAGCUAACGGAAAGGUCUGCUAUUAAACCAGAUCAUCAUCCACAGUUUACUAGGCAUUACGAAGAGCACAGAUUUAACAUGCCGCAGAAUUUUCACAGACCGACCAAUCCACCUUUAUACGAUAGAUUUUACCCAGCACCAAUAGUCAGUAGUAAAGUUUUUUUUAAUCCAGAUUUUCCAAGACAUCCACAAAAUUCUGUGAUACACGUAAAUCCAGCGGCAAAAGCUAAUAUUCACUUCAAUCCCUAUCGGUUAAUACAAACAAAGACAAGUCAUCAAGACUUGCGUCAAAUUCCAAAUAGUUUUAAUCCAAAUACAUACAAUCAUCGUGUAAUACCAAGAAAUGUUCCAAGCAAAGUUCAUGUUAAUCCAGCAGUUUUAAAUCAACCAAGGAUUCCAAUAGAUAAUCCAUGCAGUAAUAUACCAAUGACACAAAAUGAAACUUCAAGCAACUGGCAUUUUAAUCGAGCUGUUUUAAAUCAACAAACUAUGCCAAACAGUGUUCCAAUCCAUAUUAAUCCAAAAUUUGUUGCAAAACCAUUAGUUUCUGAGAUUCAUGGCAAAAGCAAAAAUUCACAACAGAAUGAAGUCACUUCUAAAAUACUUUCUGUACAACAUACAAUUGCUAAUAGUGGACCAAGUUGCUCUACUGGUUAUACCACUAAUUUUACAAAUAGCUCUUUUCACAGCAAUUUAACUAAUACAGUAGCUUCUGUUACGGAAAAUCCUGUUAUAUCUAGUACUCCAGUAUCUAUAAAAAAAUCUCCAAAUAGUAAUAUGUAUAAAAAAAGUCCAAAUUCAAGUUUAGUGUCUUUAUCGAAAAGAAAACUUAUAAGGGUAAAAAGAAAUACUAGACCAACUGCCUCAAUUGCAAAUCCAAUAAAUUCAUCAACACCACUGAAAAGAAGACUUUCAUCCUCUGGACUGAAGAAAACGAAAAUUUCGCCUAAAAAUAAAAAUAGGUUGAUAAAAGUAAGCAACAUGAAACUUGUAAGAACUACAGAUGUACAUUGGUAUAAAGAAGUUUACAAAAUAGUUCCAAAAUCUACGUACAAAAAGAAUGUUUUGAUCAACAAUGUUAGAAAUGAUCCAAAAAUGGCCUUGGUUGACAUUGGUGGUGUUAUGUUCAAAAAAACUCGAAAUAAAAUAGUUCGUAGUAGUCCAAAUAAUGCAGCUAUUAUUAAGAGGCAACGUGUUUCAACAUUAAACAGGAGUGGCCAAUUUGUUUCAUCUAAAGGAGGCAAAACACUUCGUAAAGUCGAUUUUGCCACUAGAAAACUCAACACUUCAACUAAAAUUGAUGUAUCAACUAUUACAUCCAUUUCUCCUGUAAAAAGUUAUAAAUCUAAUGCAAGCAACAAGGUCAAGCAAAGAAGUUUACAAAUUUUGCGCAAUAAAAUGCGCAAAAACAAUCAGCCAUGUUUACUGUUUCAGAAAUAUGGCUACUGUAACAGUCAGCUUAAAGGAACCUGUCCCAAGGUCCAUGACAAAAAACAAGUUGCUGUCUGUAAAAAUUUUCUUCAGGGAAAAUGCCUUUUGAAUAAUUGUCUAUUAUCUCACGACGUUGGACCAGAAAAAAUGCCGACUUGCAAGUUCUUCCUACAAGGAUGUUGUACACGUGAAGGAUGUCCAUACUUGCAUGUGAAAGUGCCAUCAAAAAAUCCGAUUUGUGUUGAAUUUCUACGUGGUUAUUGCCCCCAGGGUAAUGAGUGUAUGAAUCGUCACAUUAACGCGUGCCCGGAGUUUGAUAAAACUGGUGCCUGCAGCAAAGGUAAGUCUUGUCCAUAUCCUCACGAACCACACUUGACAAAAACAAAAAAGCGACGUAAAAGCGUGACAUCCGCGAAAUCGAUGGAAAAUCUACUUCCGACGUCUGAAGUUGUUAAGACUGGUACACGUUAUUAUGACAAUAUAAACACAGACCUCAACCCUGCAUGCGAUCAUGAUACAGAAGAUUUGAGCGACAAAAGGGUAAGACUAUUGAAAAAAAUUAAAAUCAUGAAGCAAGCACAUGAUUCUUGCCAAGAAAAUGAAAGUAGUACAGAUUGUAAUGUUGAUAAUCAAUCUAAAGACUCUGUAGAAUGCGAGGAGGAACAUGUAAUAGUGUGCAAUAGGAGGAAACCUAUGGGUCCAGCUGAAUCUUUUAUUCCAGUCACAUGAUAAACACCGAAUGUUGUUUAGGACUUUGUAAUUUGUUGAUAAAAUAAUUUUUAUACGAAAAUAAAAAUGUGAUAUUUUGUAGUAUUGAAUUAUUGAAAUAAUUAAGAAAGAUAAAGUUUGUUCAUAAACAGUUUUUAUUUAUAAACUGUGAUAUAGAUUUGUUAAUUUAUAAAUAAAGUUCGCCAUGUGAAAAAUCAUGAAAAAUUUUUUAUAUUCGUUCACUGGAAACAUUCUGUACUAUUUUUCAUUAGUAAAGUACUUACUUGAUGAAAAAGAAAUUUUAACAAGUGUUAAAUUCCAAGUUUCAAAAGUUCUUGUUCUUGGCUAGAGACACAAAAUAUAUCAUAUGAGGGCUAAGACAGGCUCUUACUCUGCAAAGUGACACACAAAUUCAGAUACAUAGAACACUUAUGUUAUCAUACAUGAAUUUUUAAAUAUAUAAAUAUAUUUUUGAAAUCGAUGUAUAUACAAGUUGUAUAUAAAUGAAUUUAAAUAAAUUAUCUUUGAAAUAAA
Messenger RNA from Nasonia vitripennis (jewel wasp), 2938 nucleotides. RefSeq names its product zinc finger CCCH domain-containing protein 3 (gene ZC3H3). The transcript has 7 exons. NCBI's taxonomy places the organism in Eukaryota, Metazoa, Arthropoda, Insecta, Hymenoptera, Pteromalidae. The record is from RefSeq and is a predicted model, not a curated record. Bases 230 to 2425 code for a protein of 731 amino acids. Gene Ontology annotation, cellular component: nucleus. Gene Ontology annotation, molecular function: metal ion binding.